Molecule: messenger RNA, 387 nt
Organism: Serpula lacrymans var. lacrymans S7.9
Lineage: Eukaryota; Fungi; Basidiomycota; Agaricomycetes; Boletales; Serpulaceae
Exons: 9
Coding region: 1-387 (128 amino acids)
Source: RefSeq, a predicted model, not a curated record
AUGUCUGUCGCCGCCGUCGACACUCUGUGGGCUCCUGGUUUCAUAGGUUAUAUGGUAUCCUUGAGCUUGUAUGGAGUCACACUCGGGCAGACAUAUUAUUAUUUUCGUACGUUUCCGCGCGACAUGCUCUCCUUGAAGUUCUUGCGUGGCAGACACAUUGCACGUGUAUUGGAUCUCCACGUCCUUUUGGAUAUUACUCGUCAAAGCGAGGACCGAUGCGUCGUUAAUCGAUUUGCUUCCUUGGCUUCCACGCUUAUGACUAUGUUUAACGCAUUCAGGCUUUGGCGAUUUAGCGGAAGAAAUACGAUAUUAACGGGGGCAAUUUAUGAGUUAUGGUUGAAUACGUUGAAUGUCCCUGAUUCGGACUUGCUCCAGCGUCAGGAAUAG